This is a messenger RNA of Aegilops tauschii subsp. strangulata, 654 nucleotides long. Lineage: Eukaryota; Viridiplantae; Streptophyta; Magnoliopsida; Poales; Poaceae. The record is from RefSeq and is a predicted model, not a curated record.
AUGCGAGCACUCAUCCGCCUCCCCGUCGAGGCCGGGUCCGGGAUCCCGCCAAAAGCAACGACCUCCUCCCUAGUAACUCCUCGCGCUGAAACCCGCGAAGGGUCAACCAAGGAUACCGGAGGAGGCGACUGCGGGCUCCCAUGCCCCUCGGACAAGUGCCCCAAGCCAAGACCCAUAGCAACGGGUACGCUGGGAGGAGGCUCGGACCUCCUGACCGCCGACGAGGAAGGAGGAGUCAGGGCCGCCUGCCCCAAACCCCCCUCCCCCAAUGCCACAAAAGGCGCGGGCACCACCACAGCCGAAGGAGAUGCGGUCCUCCUGACCGCCAGCGAGGAAAGAGGAGUCAGGGCCGCCUGCCCCAGACCCCCCUCCCCCAACGCCACAGAAGGCGCGGGCGCCGCCGCCACGCCCGAAGGAGAGAGAGCCGAGGCCGCCUGCCUCGGGCCUCCUCUCCCAGCACCUGCCGGUCCCGUCAUGACCAGCGGUGCCGAUGUCGGGAUAGUGAAGGGGGAAGUGGGAGUCAGGGCCGCCUGCCCCAAACCCCCUCCCCCAACGCCACAGAAGGCGCGGCCGCCGCCGCCACGCCCGAAGGAGAGAGAGCCGAGGCCGCCUGCCUCGGGCCUCCUCUCCCAGCACCUGCCGGUCCCGUCAUGA